GAUGGAUUGGGAAAACGCACCUGAAAUCGUCCAGUGGCUCAGAUUUCCUGCUACAGCAUCGGUCAUCGGGACCUGCUGUACAAUCUGGUACCUCAUUUGGAGGAAUCGCCUCGAUUAUGUUGAUCUAGGAAGUAGCUACAGGUUUGUUGUUAUCGAGAAACAAUGGUGGAGGACGCUCAGCGCUUCUCUGUCUCAUAUAAACCUUGUUCACCUUGGGUUCAACAUGUUCUCAACCUGGCAGUUGAGACAUGCAGAGCAAAUACUAGGAUCUCUGGAAUAUCUGCGAUUUACCUUGGUAUUCCUUUUGCUCUCAGUGAUUUUUCAGAAUGCAAUUCAUCAUGUGCUGCUUCGUACACCAUCUGCUGAGUACACUCUUAACACGGUUGGUGUUGGUUUCUCUUGUGUUGUCUUUGCUUGGAUGACCUGGAUGAGUUUGCUUACAAGUGGGCAAUCUUUGGAUUUCUUGUUCUUCAGGGUUCCGUACAAUAUGUCUCCUUUCGCUUCUCUUAUCUUCACUCAAUUGAUGAUCCCACGAGUCGACUUCAUCGGUCACCUGUCUGGCAUCAUAGCGGGUUAUUGGCAGGGGUGGGGCCUCAAUGCGUGGCUGGAUGGCUACUGGACGGUUCAGAUUCUUGUUCUCUAUUUUGUCGGAUGUGUUUGCUCUUUGCAUUGGUCUGGAAAAGAGGUACAUCAUGAUCCAUUGGCGAUUUGUUUUGGUGGUUCCUAA
Messenger RNA from Guillardia theta CCMP2712, 727 nucleotides. RefSeq lists its product as hypothetical. Gene Ontology annotation, cellular component: membrane. Gene Ontology annotation, molecular function: serine-type endopeptidase activity. Lineage: Eukaryota; Cryptophyceae; Pyrenomonadales; Geminigeraceae. The record is from RefSeq and is a predicted model, not a curated record. The transcript has a single exon. The annotation marks the transcript as partial.